This is a messenger RNA of Myotis myotis, 1401 nucleotides long. RefSeq names its product NK2 homeobox 6 (gene NKX2-6). NCBI's taxonomy places the organism in Eukaryota, Metazoa, Chordata, Mammalia, Chiroptera, Vespertilionidae. The record is from RefSeq and is a predicted model, not a curated record. Bases 40 to 930 code for a protein of 296 amino acids. Gene Ontology annotation, cellular component: nucleus. Gene Ontology annotation, biological process: cell differentiation; regulation of transcription by RNA polymerase II. The transcript has 2 exons. Gene Ontology annotation, molecular function: DNA-binding transcription factor activity, RNA polymerase II-specific; RNA polymerase II cis-regulatory region sequence-specific DNA binding.
GGCCGGGGACGUGCAGGCCCCGCUGCUCCCGCCUCCGGGAUGCUGCAGAACCCCGUCACCUCCACGCCCUUCUCGGUGGACGACAUCCUGCGGCUGGAGCGAGAGCAGAUCGGCCUCGCGGCCCUGCAGCUCCGCGGGGAGCGCUCUCAGUAUCUGCGUCUGGUCCCGGACCCGCGCGGGGCGGAGGUUCCCAACCCCGGUAGCCGCGGCGACGGAGAGGGAUGGCAGGACGGGCCGGAGCCCCCUGGGGAUCCCGGUGAGCGGGUCACAGCCAUGGACGCGGAGCGGGCGGAGCCCGGCCUCCGCGCGGCCUCGCCCCUCCGCGGCGGGACCCGGCGGCCAGAGCGCGGCGGCGGCGCCAGCGGCGGCAGCUGCAGCGACGGGGCGCGCGGUGCGGGCGCGGAGCAGCCGAGGGCGCGGCAGCGGCGGCGGCCGCGCGUGCUCUUCUCGCAGGCGCAGGUGCUGGCGCUGGAGCGGCGCUUCAAGCAGCAGCGGUACCUGUCGGCGCCGGAGCGCGAGCACCUGGCCAGCGCGCUGCAGCUCACGUCCACGCAGGUCAAGAUCUGGUUCCAGAACCGGCGCUACAAGUGCAAGAGGCAGCGCCAGGACAAGUCCCUGGAGCUGGCGGGCCACCCCCUGGCGCCGCGCCGGGUAGCGGUGCCCGUGCUGGUGCGGGACGGCAAGCCCUGCCUGGGCCCCGGCGCGCCCGCCUUCCCGGGUCCCUACGGUGCCGCCGCCGCGCCCUAUUCCUGCUACAGAGGCUACGCGGGCGCGCCCUACGUGGCGGGCUACGGCGGGGGCUACGCGGGCGCGCCCCCGGGGCCCGCCCCGCCCGCGCCCCUGGCCGGCGUGGGCCUCGGCGGGGGUGGCCAGAGCAGCAGCGCGCAGGGCCCUCUGCCCGCCACGCUGCAGGGGGUGCCGGCCUGGUGAGGCGCCCUGGCUCAGACACACCCACCGAGGCCGGGCGCUCCGUCCAGCCGUCCGCCAAUGGGUCUCAGCAAGAAGAUGGGCUGCCACCCUGGAGGGAAGAGGCCACCCGCAUGGCGCUCCCCCCGAGAGCGAUCUUGCGACUGUGGAUCGCCCCGGGGAGCCUCGGGCUGAAGGCCCUGGGAGCGUUCUUCCCGCUCAGAGACAGACAGGACGCGCGGGCCUUCGCCAGCCUCGGCGCGCAGCGCUGGGCGGAGGAGGAAAGCAAGGGUGGGAGGCAGUUUCGGGCGGCGGGCCGCGCUAAGGAAGCUGUCGUCGGGUCUCAAACCUAGGGGGCUGGGAGGUUGUGCGCUGCAGCCUGGGCAUUCGGAGGGCCUGGGUCCUCCAGCGAAGGGCGACAGGUGGGGGAAGAAUGAAAGAGUCGAGUGAGGGAAGGGGAGUGGGGAGCCAGCCAGGAAAAGGAGGAUCCAGGGG